Messenger RNA from Danaus chrysippus (African queen), 456 nucleotides. Lineage: Eukaryota; Metazoa; Arthropoda; Insecta; Lepidoptera; Nymphalidae. The record is from the annotation of a GenBank genome assembly.
AUGUUACGUACUAAAAUUCAUAUAGCGUUAAGCGCGUUAGGUGCAAUUGUAGGUUUGUCAGCAUUUAUAUGUUUUUGCAUAGUUUACGCAAACAUCGAAGCCGGAAUGUGGGCGUUAUUAUCCGCUAUCCAUGCUUCCCUUAGUUUAAUGAUACAUUGUCAUUAUUUAAAGGAGAGCUUACACGUCAACUUUUCUAGAAAAGCACUUCAAUAUAUAGGAGAUUUUGGAAUUAUCGGUUUUGUGUCUGGCGCUGCAUUGACAAUGUUCUAUCUGUUUCUAGAAAUUUAUUACAAAGCUGAUGUUCUUCCAAUACAAACAAGCAUAAUUAUUCGGAUGAUAUGGUCGUUCAUGAUGAUGAAGUGGGGCCUCCUGCUUUAUAUAUUCACCAAAAAGUAUCUCCGAACCUAUAACGAUCAUCAACUAUUCUCGGAAAAUCCUAAUAUUGAAGAGACAUAA